AUGAAAAAUGUAGUGACUAACGAGAUAUUGGAGAAAUCGUUCAAAACAACCGGGAGAGAUAUGAUCGUACGCGCGCUUCGGGAUACGCAGAAAGAUAUCUCGGACGAUGUGGAAAAAGUGCAAAACAACGUGGAAGAAUUCUCAAAUAGUGUAAAUGCAUUAUUGAUGAAAGUGUCCAACGAGAUUCAUCGAGGUGUAACUGAUUUGCAUCAACAAAUGCUUAAUAUGGUGACGAAAGAGACAUUGGAGGAAUCGUUUAAAACGAUAGGGAAAAAUACGUUCACGCAGGCGUUUCAAAACAUAUUUGAUGAUAUUAAGAUGUUGCAUCACGGUAGGGAGAUGAGUAUCGAGAAACGAAAACUCGUGAAAGAACUCCACGCACCCGCGCGAAGAAAUUUUCCACGUCGUCGCGUCGUGGUGCACGGUCGCGAUGAUUUAUGGCAAGCCGACGUGGUCGAGAUGCGUCCUUACGCGCGAUUCAACAAAGGUUACAAUUACAUUUUAACAGUUAUCGAUGUUUUGAGUAAAUACGCAUGGGCUAUACCACUCAAGAGCAAGAACGGAAACGAUGUGGCUGCAACGUUAUCUACAAUAUUUCGUGAGGACGAACGAUACCCACAAAACCUGCAAACGGAUCAAGGAAAAGAAUUUUACAACGCUACCGCUACAAUGCAGAAAAACAUUGUUAAGAGAUACAACAUAAAUCAUUAUUCUACGUAUUCAGUGAUGAAAGCGUCGGUGGUGGAACGAUUCAACCGUACACUUAAGAAUAACAUGUGGAAAACGUUCACGUUAAACGGUUCGUACAAAUGGAUCGACGAGCUACCGCGUCUAUUGUCAGAUUAUAAUCAUCGUAAACAUCGAACCAUUGGGAUGCGACCGAUACACGUAACAUCCACCGUUGCAAAACGACUCUUGUCGACGGUAUACAGUCAUGUCAAAAUUGUCGCUCCAACGAGGUUCAAAAUAGGCGAUCCAGUACGAAUUAGUAAAUUCAAGACAAUUUUUGAAAAGGGUUAUACACCUAAUUGGUCCACUGAGAUUUUCUACAUCGUUAAAACACAACGUACGAAUCCUGCAACGUAUCUACUGAAAGAUUAUCAAGGGAAGCCGAUAGCUGGUGGAUUCUACGAACAUGAAUUACAGCGAGUCUCCAAUCCUGACGUUUACCUCGUGGAAAAAAUACUACGCAAACGAGGAAAUAAAGUGUAUGUAAAAUGGUUAGGAAUGGACAAUUCACAUAAUUCUUGGAUAGAUAAAACGGAUGUAUUGUAA
Messenger RNA from Trachymyrmex cornetzi, 1275 nucleotides. RefSeq lists its product as uncharacterized. Gene Ontology annotation, molecular function: nucleic acid binding. The record is from RefSeq and is a predicted model, not a curated record. Gene Ontology annotation, biological process: DNA integration. The transcript is spliced from 2 exons. Bases 1 to 1275 code for a protein of 424 amino acids. NCBI's taxonomy places the organism in Eukaryota, Metazoa, Arthropoda, Insecta, Hymenoptera, Formicidae.